UUCCCUUCGAGUCUCGCGAGAAAACCAGCGGUUUCACUAUCGUGUUUACACUAAUUAAACCCAUUACCCUGAUAAUCCGAACCGAGCCGAUCCGGAUUAACUCGGGUGGGAGGUCCCGUAGUCGAUUUUGCCCAUAUAUCCUAAAAAAAAUCACCUCAUAUUAUUCCAAUUAAUUCAGUUUUUAUUAUCAAUUGAUGUAAAUUUCCAUUUAUCGUAUUUUUGAGGUACAAAAAUAUAUUUUUUUAACUUUAAAGACCUUCUUCUGUGGUGGGGCCUGAUUGGGGUUCCCCUUUCCGCCCCCAUGUGUCUGGGGUCACCGCGCUCAGUGGGUGGGGCGCCGGCCUGAGGGGUUAGGAAAGUCCGGGGAUUUGCGGCCUAGGUAAUUACAAGGCCUUAGAAGAGAAGACGGAUCACUGAGGCGGGAAAGGCCCCCCAAGAUCGGGUGACUAAGACUCCGAGGGUGACAGGCUCCUUCCUGUCCAGCAAUGUAGCAAUGGGAGCCAAUGAGCAUGACAAUAUAUUGGAGAUGAUGGAAGAGUUGCAUAGCCUGGACCCACGGCGCCAGGAGUUGUUAGAAGCAAGAUUCACAGGAGUGGGUGUUGCCAAGGGCCCUAUUUCCUCUGAGGAGGAGGAUAUCUCGGUAGCUUCUGAGGGUGAAAUCUCAGAUUCGGACAUUGAAACUCCAGAGAAGAAGCAGAAUGAACAGAGGAAUCGUAAGAGGAAAGCAGAACCAUAUGAAACUAGUCAAGGGAAAAACACUCCUAGAGGACAUAAAAUUAGUGAUUAUUUUGAGUUUGCUGGGGGAAGUGGUCCGGGGACAAGUCCUGGCAGAAGUGUGCCACCAGUCGCCCGAUCCUCACCGCAACAUUCCUUAUCAAAUCCCUUACCUUUACCGAGUCAACAAAACAGUCCACCUUCCACUGUACCAUUUAGCCUAGAUCAUUCCUGUGUUUCCUUGAAAUCUAUAUCCGUCCAGCACAGACACGCACAGGAGAUGAACACUAAUAUUCAGAGCAGAGUCGACACCUUCUCUAAAGAGUUAGAAACUGCAAAAAUUAAAAAACUACAGAGGGACCUUGAGGAUUUUAAAUCCGACAAAGUCUAUUCAUAUAAAAAGAACUCUGUAAACAACUCUGUGCCCAACAGAGAAAAAGAGCAAAGCAAUAGUUUAACUCCUAAUUCAGAUUUGACGGGCUCAAACAAGGACCCCACACCUGAGACGAAAAGAGAUAAUACCAAUGCUGCCACCCAUAAUCUGUCCUAUAAGGAAAAACAGGCUUUAAAGUCACUUCAAGACAACACCAGUAUUGUCAUUAAAAAUGCAGACAAGGGUGGUAGCAUUGUUAUUCAAGAUAAAGAGGCAUAUUUUGCUGAAGCCCUCAAACAGCUUAAUGAUACUGAGUUAAACCAAUCCAUUUUUCCUCACAGACAGCAGGAAAGAAUAAACUCCCAAAGGGAAGAGAUUGAACGACAAAGAAAGAUGCUGGCCAAGAGGAAACCACCUGCUAUGGGGCAGACACUGCCAGCUAACAAUGAACAGAAACCCCGCAAAAACAAGACAAACGGUGCAGAGAAUGAAGCGUUAACUUUAGCGGAGUACCAUGAACAAGAGGAGAUUUUCAAACUUCGCCUUGGACAUCUUAAAAAAGAAGAAGCUGAAAUCCAAGCAGAACUUGAACGUCUUGAGAGAGUCAGGAAUUUGCACAUUAGAGAACUAAAAAGAAUACAUAAUGAAGAUAACUCACAAUUUAAAGACCAUCCAACGCUAAAUGAUCGUUAUCUGUUGCUGCAUCUUUUGGGUAGAGGUGGCUUUAGUGAAGUAUAUAAGUGCUGUACCAUCAAUGCUAGUGAAGCAGAAAAUGUGUGCCCUGUGAGUCGGAUUCCCUCUGCCUUCACAGGGGAGAGAUUAGAGACCUCUGAGCCUUCCGCCCCUGAGGAUUGUGUGUUCCGUGAGGCGCGUUCCCUAGAUAUUUCUGUUUCUUCACAGGCAGUUGUCCCAAAUACCGUUACCACUUCUCCUGAAGGAGGUUUAUUUUCACUAGAGGUUGCAGCUCGGUUGCGCAUGGCCGUAUUCUUGGUGUUGGCGCAUUUACAGCUUGAGGGCCAGCUAAGAGCUUAUUCCAGUCCUCUUAACCUGGGGGUGCCAAGUGUGCUGGGUAUUUACUCUGGGGAAGCGGUUCCCUCUGAGGCUUCAGGGAUAGUGUUUAUCACUUUUUUCUCGAAUGCCAUUACAUUUUUUUUUUCUGUUAUUGCUGACACUCAUGUUAUAUUUUCAGGUAAUAUACUUUUGGUUAAUGGUACUGCUUGUGGGGAGAUCAAAAUUACUGAUUUUGGGCUUUCCAAAAUAAUGGAUGAUGACAGCUAUAACUCAGUUGAUGGAAUGGAGCUCACAUCUCAAGGAGCUGGCACAUACUGGUAUCUGCCUCCUGAGUGUUUUGUUGUUGGGAAAGAACCUCCCAAAAUCUCAAACAAGGUGGAUGUCUGGUCUGUAGGUGUCAUUUUCUACCAGUGUCUGUAUGGAAGAAAGCCCUUUGGCCACAACCAAUCUCAGCAAGAUAUCUUACAAGAAAACACUAUCUUGAAAGCUACUGAGGUUCAGUUUCCUCCGAAGCCAGUUAUUACACCAGAAGCCAAGGCAUUUAUCAGGCGAUGCCUCGCAUACAGAAAGGAGGAUCGGAUAGAUGUCCAGCAGCUGGCUUCUGACCCUUAUUUACUGCCACAUAUCCGAAAGUCUGUUUCCACAACUACUCCUGCUAGUGCUGCAGUAGCCUCAACUUCUGGUUCAUCCAACAAUAGUUUGUCAAACUGAACACAGGGUGUAGAGACGUGAAAAAAUGAGAAUGCAGAGCACCUUUGAGGCUCUAGGAACAGCCACUCGGCUCCUGCCAGAAUACUGUGUGUUGCACCAAAAAGAUCCCUUGCUGGCCAUUUAGAGCCACAGACAGCUGAAUAUGGAGUCGAAUGAGCCACAACCCUUAGAUGGACCUCUAAAACCUAUACCACACAGCGCUUACGGAAUAGGAAGGCAGAAAAAGGGGUGCACAAUAGACUGAUUAAUAAGCUGGACCUAAAUGCAGAGCAAGGUCUCCCCUGCUUAUGCCUAAACACUCCUGAUUUUUUUCAUUAGAUUCAGAUUGCCACCUUCCUAUUUAGAGAGAGCAUUUUUUUCAGGAGUGGACUCAUAGACUGGGCUAGUCCUUUUGUUAAUAUUUAAAUCUGUUCUGUUUUCCCCUUUAUUUUGGUAAAAACUUGAGUACAAAUUUCAAUAUGGGUAAACGGAUAUCUUUCAAGAACCCCUUCUUAUAAUAAAUAAGCAGCCAAAAGGCUCAUCCGAAAAGUGAAAUUAUUUUGUUACCUGUUCUUUUAAUAAUGGUUGGCAGAUAAGAUCAUAGUUACUAUUAAAGUGAAAUCCAUAUUAUCAGUCUUCAAACCAAAAAUGCUUAUUAAUGGUUUAAAGGAACAUUAAACUCACAUUUUUUUCUUUCAAUAUUCAGAUAGAGAAUACAAUUUUAAACAUUCAAAUUUACUUCUGUUAUUUAAUUAGCUUCAUUCUUUAGAUAUCCUUUGUUGAAUCAAUAGCAAUGCACAUGGGUUAGGCAAUCAUACGAGACAUCUAUGUGCAGCCACCAAUCAGCAGCUUAUAAGCCUAUCUAGAUAUGCUUUUCAGCAAAGAAUAUCUAGAGAAGGAAGCAAAUUAGAUAAUAGAAGUAAAUUAGAAGUUGUUUAAAGUUGCAUGCUAUUUCUAAAUCAUGAAAGAAAAAAUUUGGGUUUCAUGUCCCUUUAACUUAACAGUGGAGUAUAGACGCUAACUCUCACUUUCCUCACAGAUGUAUUUUAUUUCUAGUCUGUAUUUUCCACCUCCACUACUUAAAGUGUCACAAUGUUUGAGAUAUCCACAUGCAACAUUUUGUAUAUUUGUUGGAGUAGUACAGUAUAGUACUUAGAAUUUUUCUUAAUCUAAUUAGUUAAAUGAAAAUUGUAAAGGGUUAUAAAUAAUGUUAUUUUAAACUUAUAUAUCCCCUUGUGAUGACUAAAUUAUUGGUAUUCCGCAAGCUUCUUGCAAAAGUGAAAUUUUUUGACACAAUGCCUUCAACAUGUGGAAGAACCAACACUUCACCUUCAACCUUCAGUUUUUAAGAUCAGAUAUGGCAUUGCCCGAUUUGUAAAAUCAGAGUUUUUAAUAGAUAUACAAUUUAAGGGACACAACUGUAAAAGCUUUAUCCCAUUAAAAGGCCAUUGUAGUGCGACUAGCUCUGCUGAUUGGAUCAGCUGUAGUUUCCGCUCAAGACCAGCAGUGCUCUGUGGGUCCUGUGCAGGACUUUUACCCCUUAGUGGGGGUUAAACACAUAGCAUUACAGGAUUGCUAGUGUUAAAAUUACAUGAUCUGAUGGAUUAGAGCUCCUUAUUUUAACACUAAUGACUUUUUAUUGUGUUUCUAAAGAUUGCAGAAUAUUAGAUGUAAUGGGAAGUUGUUCCUUUAGUUUUAUUUGUAUUUAAAAUAGCUAUUUUUGCUAUUCAAAACCACAACCCAUUACUCUCGAACACGUCCAUUCAAAUGAGACAUCUCUGCAGGAAAUGCUGAUUGCUUAACUUAUCUGUCUUUCUUUACACAAAAAAACAAUACUUAUGUACCGGAAUUUACAUUAUGGGUGGUAGUUUGAAUGCACUAAACCAGGUAUUUUAUUUUGAAACAUAAACUGAAAGAACCUUUUCAAAUACAUAUAAUUCUAUGCAGAGAAAUUAUAGUUUCCCUUUAAGGUUUACAUGUAUAUAUUUUAAUAAUCACAAAUAGUUGCUACUGUUUGAUUAAAAGAUGUGAAGCUUAAGUUUUUAAUUAUGUAUCGGUAUGACCUGAGUUUUGGGUCAUGUCUGUCUUUGUCAUAAAUUUCUGAUUUUUAUUUUGCAACAAGUGCAUCUCAUUCCAAAAUACAGUGUGUGUGUUAAAAAAUCUCCUAUUGGGCCACUCAGAUUGUUAGGCAUCUAAUUUUAAAGCUAGGGAAAAGGGUUAUACAGAGACCUUUUUGUAUUUCUGGCAAACUUGGUGACACAGUUUCAACAGUUAUGACUUAAUGUCUUGCCCCCAUUAUUUGACUGAUUCUUAGUUAAAAGUUCUAGAGUUUUUUAAUAUGGGUUUUACUUUUUUCAGUAAUUAUCAAACCAAAAAUACUGUUUUAUUUACUUUGAUUUCAAAGGAAGAAUUGUAUUAAUAACUUAAAACCAUACAAAAUCGCUUUGGUUUAUCCCGAAAUUUAAAAAAAAUUAAAAAAGGAAUAAAACAUUAAAUAAUUCAAAUACAUUUUGGGAACCUGAGUUUUUGGUUUCUGCUAUUUGAUGAAAGUAUGUUGUUUGGUUUUGUUUUUGUUUGUUUGUUUUGUUUUUUUAAUAAUUAAAACAAUGGGUUUUCCUGUUCUGAACACACAUCCACCCCCCCAUGUGAUAUUGUCCCUAUCUAUUCCCACAGUGCUCAUUUAAGCACACUUUAUUACAGACACCUCCUUUGGCAUUCUAUCAUAUUUCAGCUUUUUCCUUAGAUAUUAAAACUGCUCAGUAGUUUUCAGUUUGGACUAAUGAACAGUAUUGAAUUAAUUUUAACCUAGAAUGCAACAUAUUUGAGUACAGCUGACACCUAGGAUGGCCAGCAAGUGGGAAAACAACAAAUGUCAAAGAAUGUGUAUAACUAGCUGAAGCUAAUAUCUUGGAAUCUAAAGAGAUACUGCACUAUACCUAGAGUAUCUCACUUGGGGGCCUGAUGAUCGAAUGCUCUCCACUCUGGUAAGAACGCUUGUCAGUACUGUGAGGUCCCUCAAAGUAUUUUGUAAUUGCAAUUACUUUACCUUCUGAGCUGUUUUUAUUGCUAUGCAGGGUUCUGUAUGUGAAGGAAAGGCAACUCCAAAAAAAGGUGCCAUAAAAUUUGCUUGAUUUGUCUCCAUGCUGGCUGGUGGGGGGUGUUUGAUUUUUUUUUUAUUUUUUAAAUCAUGCUUUAUUGAAAAAUACAAAUACACAGUUUUUACAUAUAGUACAGACGGUUCCACUUUUUAACACAAAUUAACAAUACAAAUAAUUAGUCAAGCUCCAUGAAGAUAAGCAGCAUAAAGUUACAAAAUCCCUACAAGAAAAUAUAAAACCAAACUUUAUAUGGCUAAAAAAAUCGUGCUAUGAACUUUGGCAGUAUAUUCUUUCCAAGUCUGCUGUAACAAAUUGUACAUUUCCAUAUUAUCAUAUUUUUAAUAAUAAAAUUCCUCUAGAACAACAAA
Molecule: messenger RNA, 6254 nt
Organism: Bombina bombina (fire-bellied toad)
Lineage: Eukaryota; Metazoa; Chordata; Amphibia; Anura; Bombinatoridae
Product: serine/threonine-protein kinase tousled-like 2
Exons: 22
Coding region: 494-2809 (771 amino acids)
Biological process (GO): intracellular signal transduction; chromosome segregation; peptidyl-serine phosphorylation
Cellular component (GO): nucleus
Molecular function (GO): ATP binding; protein serine/threonine kinase activity
Source: RefSeq, a predicted model, not a curated record